This is a messenger RNA of Lolium rigidum, 939 nucleotides long. Its product is annotated as F-box protein PP2-B11-like. The coding region runs from base 1 to 939 and encodes 312 amino acids. The transcript is spliced from 4 exons. Gene Ontology annotation, molecular function: protein binding. Lineage: Eukaryota; Viridiplantae; Streptophyta; Magnoliopsida; Poales; Poaceae. The record is from RefSeq and is a predicted model, not a curated record.
AUGGAGAUCGAGAGGCUGCCGGAGGAGCUCCUCCAGGUAGUGAUAUCUCUCACUUCACCUCAAGACGCCUGCCGCACGGUCGCCGUAUCCCGGGCCUUCCGUGCUGCGGCCGACUCCGACGUCGUCUGGUCAUGCUUCCUACCCCGCGACCUCCCACGGUUCGGCCGGAAAGAGCUCCCGCGCUCGCCGUUGUCGUCUAAGAAGGGCCUCUUCGAACGCCUCGCUGCCCGGCCCGCGCUCCUCCCAGGCAAGCUUAGCAUGCAACUCGACAGGGUAACCGGCGCCAAGUGCUACACCAUGUCGGCAAGGGCGCUGCGCGUUCCUUCCUGGGGCGACACACGGCGCUCUAGCCGUUGGAUCCACAUCGAGGUUGACUUCAUCAUAGGGGGCAAAAGGUUCUCGGAGGCAGCUCAAUUUUUGGGUGUUAGGCGGCUGGAUAUCAGUGGCAAGAUACGGAGCAAGAUGCUCUCCGAGAACACAGCGUACGCUGCUUACAUGGUGUUCAAGCUAGGAGACAGACUACAUCGGCUGGAUUUCCCCUUCCAGGUAGCAUCGGUCAGCGUUGGAGGGAGCCAACAAUCGACCCGGCAAGUUUGCCUCCAAGCAUGCCUCAACGAGGAGGAAGACGUUGUGGCCGGGGCGCCUCCGUAUCACAUCGUGCCGUCUAUUGUGGGUCCUAGCACGGUUACACCUGGAGAGGACGUGGUGCUCCCUCGAAGAAGGGCAGAUGGUUGGAUGGAGGUGGAGCUGGGUCAAUUCUACAAUGAGGAAGGCGAUGAUCGCGAGGUGUCCAUCAGCUUGACGGAGACGACAUCAAACGUUGACAAGAGUGGUCUUAUUGAAAGAAACAGCUUGCUUACCCAGCUACUGUAUGCAGUCAGGGACCUCAUCCUCUCUGAUUUUCUCGCCUGGAAGCUUGCCGGGAUGAAUGAGACAUAG